Taeniopygia guttata (zebra finch) is the source of this 1070-nucleotide messenger RNA. Its product is annotated as trypsin I-P1. Gene Ontology annotation, molecular function: serine-type endopeptidase activity. Gene Ontology annotation, biological process: proteolysis. NCBI's taxonomy places the organism in Eukaryota, Metazoa, Chordata, Aves, Passeriformes, Estrildidae. The record is from RefSeq and is a predicted model, not a curated record.
AGUGCCUCUGUCAGAAGAAUACAAAGCUUCAAAGAAACUGAGCAAACAGAUGGGCAGAAAAGUCCCCAGUUUUGCUACUUCACCCACCUGAGAGAAGAAGUAUCACAGUUCCUCCAUUCCCAUCAUUGCAAGAGAUAAGACCACCACCAAGAACAUAUUUCUAGCAGCUCCCAAGUCCAGUCAACCAGUCUGGGUUUGAGGUCGAAUCAAGACCAUGAAGUGCCUGCUGCUUCUCGCCUUUAUUGGGGUGGCUGUUGCCUUCCCCACCUUUGCUGAAGAUGACGAUGACAAGAUUGUGGGAGGCUACACCUGUGGAAAGAACGCUGUGCCCUAUCAAGUGUCCCUGAAUUCUGGAUAUCACUUCUGUGGAGGUUCCCUCAUCAGCAGCCAGUGGGUCGUGUCAGCCGCUCACUGCUACAAAUCUCGCAUCCAAGUGCAGCUCGGGAAACACAACCUGGAAACCACCGAAUCCACGCAGCAGUUGAUCAACUCUGCUAAAGUCAUCCGCCACUCUGGCUACAGCCCCUACACCCUGGACAAUGACAUCAUGCUCAUCAAGCUGGCCACCCCAGCCACGCUCAACAAAGCUGUCCAAACCAUUCCUCUGCCUACCAGAUGCGUGGCCACCGGCACCACCUGCCUGAUCUCUGGCUGGGGCAACACUCUCAGCAGUGGCUCCAACUACCCGGACCAAUUGCAGUGCCUGAAUGCUCCAGUCCUCUCUGCUGCUGAGUGCUCUGAUGCCUACCCUGGGGAAAUUACCAACAACAUGAUGUGUGUAGGAUUCAUGGAGGGAGGAAAAGACUCCUGCCAGGGAGAUUCCGGCGGUCCUGUGGUCUGCAACGGAGAGCUCCAGGGUAUUGUCUCCUGGGGUUUAGGAUGUGCCCAGGAGGGCUACCCUGGAGUUUACACCAAGGUUUGCAACUACGUCUCCUGGAUCCAGUCCACCAUUGCCUCCCACUGAGAUGCUUGUUUGGUGUGACCUGUAUUUUCUCAUCAUCAUUUCUGUUAUUUUGUGUCUGGACAAGCAGAAAUUAUGAAAAAUUAAUAAAGACUUUCAGGCACUCCUA